This is a messenger RNA of Styela clava, 1724 nucleotides long. RefSeq names its product glucoside xylosyltransferase 1-like. Gene Ontology annotation, biological process: protein O-linked glycosylation via N-acetylgalactosamine. Gene Ontology annotation, molecular function: UDP-xylosyltransferase activity. The record is from RefSeq and is a predicted model, not a curated record. Lineage: Eukaryota; Metazoa; Chordata; Ascidiacea; Stolidobranchia; Styelidae.
CGAGGUUUUUUCCAGAAUUUCCAUUCAGCGUGUUGUCAUUUUUUACCCAUCUUUGUGUAAAUAAAUUAUAUAUUAUCCGGAUGUUAUCAUGGAACGUCCAACAAUAAAUGCCUCCGCUCCUCUGGUAACGUGUUGACUCGUUUUAUAAAGAUAAUAAUAAUGCUUCGUGAAGUGUUGUCCUUCGGCACUUCAGUGGAAACCGCUUUUGUUUUGUUGUACAGCGCUGGCUAUGGUAGAUUGAUACGGGAUGCCGCCAUUUACUAGCAUACUAGCUGUAGACAACCAUUGGACCAAUGUCUAUCCCCAGUUCUGCCAAAUGGGGACUAGUGGCCAUGUUUUUCAUAACCAGUUUUCUGUAUUUGUGUGUACCCGACAAUGCACAAACGGCCGCUGGGAGUUUAUCUGAAAAGUUUUUGAUGAAUGCGCAAGGUGCAAGGUCUUUCCUCAAACAAAGAACAACUUGCUUCCUCAAGGCUUGUUUCAAUAUAUCUUCAUUAUCAACUGGUUUAUUUCUUGAAACGAUUUUUCAAUUUUGUCUAUCAAAAGAAAUUGAGAUGAAUUUUGGGGAAACCAAGCUAGAUGAUCCACUGAUACAUAUUGCUGUUGUUGCUUGUGGUGAUCGUCUGGAAGAAACGCUGAUCAGUAUCAAAUCUUCAUUGAUGUUUACAAAGAGAAGCAUUUUUUAUCAUAUUUUUACAGAAGAAGAACUUCGCUCCGGUUUUAUUGAUGGUAUUGAGAGCUGGCCCGAACGUUACAGAAGUAACCUUCAGUAUCAACUCUACCCUAUUUCAUAUCCAGAAGAUGGAAAUGCUAAAAACUGGAAAAAACUCUUUAAGCCUUGUGCAUCGCAGAGACUAUUCUUGCCCAUGGUGCUUAGUAAAGACAUUGAUUCCAUAAUAUAUGUGGACACAGACAUCAUUUUCCUUACUGAUGUUUUUCAACUUUGGAGCAUUUUUACAAAAUUCAAUUCCACUCAAUUGUCAGCACUGUCUAUUGAGCACGAAGAUAAAAGAAUGGGAUGGUACAGCAGAUUCGCAAGACAUCCGUAUUAUGGAAUAACAGGUGUCAAUUCGGGAGUUAUGCUCAUGAAUUUGACACGCAUAAGAAAAGUAAGGUAUAAGAACGACAUCAAGCCUAGUCUAAUGAUGUGGAAAGAUAUGCUACUACCUUUAUAUAAUAAAUAUAGAUACAAUAUAACAUGGGGAGAUCAGGAUUUGCUAAACAUUGUUUUUCAUCACAACCCAGACAUGCUAUACGUGUUCUCCUGUGAGUGGAAUUAUAGGCCAGACCACUGUAUGUAUGGCCAAUUGUGCAAAAUUGCCAAAGACACUGGCGUGAAAGUUGUUCAUGGAUGUCGAAGAGUUUACCACAAUGAGAAACAGCCAACUUUCAAGGCUGUGUAUGAAACUAUCAAAUCCUAUAAAUUUGAAGACGAGUUACAUUAUUUGAAUCAGGUGAUGGAAAGAAAUUUGAAAGAGACUGAAAACACUUACUGCGGAAAAGAGUACGAAAGUAUUUUGAAAGGGCUAAGCCAAAAUAUUGAACAAUUAAACGAUUCGAUGUUGAUAGACUAAAACACUGAACAACUUUUUUAGAUCAUGUCUUCUUACAAACCAAAUAAAUUUUUGUAGAAAAACUGCUGUUAUAUGUAACUCACUGAUUCCACUGGGUAUUCGAGCGUUUGCACGAUGGUUUUUAAUUGCCAAAAAAAUGUCAUGACUCAA